Rotaria sp. Silwood1 is the source of this 609-nucleotide messenger RNA. NCBI's taxonomy places the organism in Eukaryota, Metazoa, Rotifera, Eurotatoria, Philodinida, Philodinidae. The record is from the annotation of a GenBank genome assembly.
AUGCUAUCACAAACAAUAGAUACGCAACAACUUUCGACAAUGAUUCCAUUUCGUUAUCGGAUUUUAUUGUAUACAAAUAUUCUUCUUGUAGUGGUUGAUAUAUGUAUUAAUACAUUCAGUGAAUUUCUUGCACCAAAUACAUUGGGACAACUUAUUAUUUUUAUUGUCCAAGAUGUAUGUAUUGUACUUUCACUAACAUUACUUGUUGUUAUGGUUUUAACAACUUAUGUUGCUCAAGCUGGUUUACUCUGUUUACUUCUUCGGAUGUUUCGAUUUUCAAUUGUUAUUACAUGCUUUUAUUUUGUACUUUGUGCUGUUGCUCAAGCACUUAUACUUAAUGAACGUUUUCAAUAUGAUACAUUUAUUAAUGAUGCCUUUAAAAAACCAGAAGUAUUAGCUUUUUAUGUUAUUCAACGUACAUUUUCUGUUUUAUAUUAUUAUGGAAUGAAACGUGCUGCUUAUCGUUUAAGUGAUCCUCACUUUUAUCAAUCAUCAAAAUGGUUACAAGAUCUUUGGGAAAAACGUCGUAACGCUGCUACUAUGCAUGUAGCUUCAACAGCUGGAUCUGCAUCAGCAACAACUACUUGUGUUUGUUGUACAAUUCUGUAG